AACUAUCAGAUCACCUGUCCCUCAUAAGCCGCAGUUUCUCUUCCUAGGUAUAGUAAUGAAUAUACUUUAUUACUACAGCAUCAAAUCAGCCAACAAGUCUUCGUGUGUAGGUGACACACAGCUAAUGAUCGCCAUCACGCAGCGUGUGAGAAGAGCGUCCCGUUGAGAAGCUGAAAAGUGGAGGCGCCCUUUACAUUGGACACCGCACAGAUUCAGAGCAGCCUUGCCGAUGCCUCUCACCCCAGGCAUGCCCGUGGUGCGGCCCGGUCGCGUGGAGCUGGCGGAGCGACAGAACAAACAGGCCGAGGAGAGGCUGAGCCGCCACCUGAGCGCCAUGGACCUCCGCUGCAGCCGCCAGCUCGCCCAGCUCCAGGAGCAGAAGAGAAGACUGAGCGCAGAGCUCUGCAGCAUCAGAUGCGACACCACUCCAUCAUUGGAGAACCUCCUGGUGGAGAUGCCACCUGACCUGCCCAGGCAGAUCCUCUCCCGAAAGCGCAUCUCCCUGCCCACCCUGCAGCUGGCACUCUCCCUCGGUGCGCCCGGCGAUGGCCUGGCCAGGCGGAACUUGGCCAUCCCCAUGCCGACCGACUUCCAGAAGCGCAUGAGCUCCUUCCUGUCAGAGUUGGAGCAGCUCAAGAGGAAGGCGUUGUCGGAGCCUGGAGAGGAAGGGUGCGCUGAGGCCGGCACCCCAGGAGAGGGGCAGGUAGAAGAGGGUGGGCUGAGCGAGGAGGAGCCCGCAAGCCAGAGAGAACCCCACCCGGAGAGGGAGAGGCAGAAGGAGGUGGAAACUCCAGAAGUGACCUGGCAGCGGGUGCAAAACUGCCGUUACCUCCACCAUCGGGAAAUUCUGGAGCAGGAAAGAGAAUUAAGUCUGCAGGAGAUCUUUAGUAAAGAGGGGAUUUGUGGGGAGGAUCAGGUGUAGGUCUGUGAUCCAUCCCUUCGAAGCUCUUAGAUUUGUAUGUAAAGAAAGCUUCAUGCUGGAAUCCUCCGUGAUUCCUACAAAAAGAGUCCUGCCGGACUUUUGCUGUUCCUAAAUGGGAUGGGUCCUGCAAGGUAUUCAUCCCAAAAUCCUGUUUCUUUCAAGAAUUGUAGUGAAUGUUGCACAGGUGGUUGUGCAUGUGUUGGUGAGAGGAGCACAUAUUACUAAUGAUGGGACAAUGAUCCUGCAAACAUAGGCACUCCUUACAGAUGAUGUGUGGCUGUCCCCAUAAUGCAAAUAACUGGUUUUGAGUUAAGCAAAUGGCGUUAUCUUGCCAUGUCCAAAGCAUAUUUCACUGUGUGUCUGGAAUAGCAAACAGAAACAGAAUGUGAGUCGUUGUGAAGUCCUCACAAAGAUAUGAAUAUGUUGUUGUGUGUGAAUAUAGUGGAAUAGUUUGCGACGAAUCAGUGAAAAUUAAGUAUAAGAGCACAGAAAGUUGUACUUCAUCUGUGCUGCUGUUAAUUUGGGAGAAUAAUUUUCAUGUUUGACAUUUACAGUACUUUUCACUC
Molecule: messenger RNA, 1488 nt
Organism: Lepisosteus oculatus (spotted gar)
Lineage: Eukaryota; Metazoa; Chordata; Actinopteri; Semionotiformes; Lepisosteidae
Source: RefSeq, a predicted model, not a curated record